GGAGUAAGAUAUAUAUAUACAUAUUUAUAUAAAACCAUAUAGAUUACCUCCAGCAAAAUGUCUCCAUCUACGUCUUCCGGAAUAAUUAAUCGGUGGGCGACAAUAACCCCUUUUGGUUCUUUUGGGCGUUUGGCUUGAGAUACACCUUUUUUCUGCGUGAUAAAGGUUUUGAGUUUUGAAAAGACGACGGCCUUUGAUAUAAUCCUGGUUGAUCAUUUUAAAUGGAUGCUCCUGUUGAUUUCUUGCAAUGGCUUCAAACUGACAUGUCACUAAAGAUUUUAACGUGCCUGGAUGAUCCAUCUGAUCUCAUCCGUGCUAGCUCUGUCUCGCGCUUCUGGCGCCAUUUUGUGAUUGCAAAUGGACUUUGUAAGCAGUUGUGUUUGAGAAUGUUUCCUCAAUUUUCUAGUGUUGCUUGUGUCAUGGAUCCAAGCCAUGAGGUGAAAGAACCUGUGAAUGUUGGAUCAAGCAUUUCCAUGGAAUGGGGCACUCUUGAGAGCGACCACAGGGUCUAUGCCUCUCUAGUUCGAGCCCUCACAACAUUUGCAGAAAGUGACUGCAUAGCGGAGGCUAUUAGUGCUUCGAGUACUGACAAUUAUCCAGAAGAAAGCAUACUUCAUACUCUAGAUCCAAGGGACAGAAUUCACCGAAGGGCCUCAUAUUGGUCGAGCACAGGACAGAGUAAUCCUGCUGUGCCUGAGACGCUAAUAUAUAAAUUAACGGCCGAACUUUGUGUUGUUACUGAAAUCAGCUUACAACCUUUCCAAGCUUACUUUCAGUGGGGCUUUCCCAUAUACUCGGCCAAAUCUGUGCGAUUUCGGGUGGGUCAUCUCAAAUCUCCAAUGGAUAUGGGAAGUGAUCUCAUUGAUUUGCCAUUGCAGCAACCAGCUGAUGAUAAGUUUGUCUGGACAUAUACUUCACAAGAGUUCCCAAUGACUCAGGAAAAUCGCUUACAGACGUUCGAACUGCCGGAACCUGUUCUUUGCAUUGGUGGAUUUUUACAAAUCGAACUGUUGGGUAGGGUUCAGAGACAACAAAUGGAUGGCUUAUUCUAUAUAUGUGUGUCACAUGUUCAAGUUAAGGGGCGGUCAUUAUGUCCACCAUUUAAUGCUAAAAUCAUUGAUCGCUCUGGAAAAUUUUUGUUGACUUACCUUCCUCCCGGGGAUGAGCCUGGUGAUCCCUCUCAGUUGCCUGCGACGCCAUCAAAUUGGGUGCAUAGAAAUUUGGAGCAGUUGCUAAAUAUGUUGCGUGGAAAUGCACCAGGUGUGGAUGUCGAUGCGAUGGAGGCUUUGGAAUGGGAUGAAGAGGACAAUGACUUGGAUGAAAUGCUUAUUUUCUGAAUUUCUGUAACAAAUUUUCUUUUCGGCUUCCCUCAUCUGAAUAUCGCUCUCGGUUAAUUUCUCAGCUCUGCCAAAUCCCCCCACAGCUGUGUGAACUCGACACCGUUAGUAAUCUUACCUUCAUGUGUAGGUGUCAAACGUGUUUACUGUUAUAAAACCUAUGAUUACCAUCUCUCAAAUGGAGAGCAAACACAAUUAGUUAUCCUCAUAUAUAUAUAUAUAUAUAUAUAUAUAUAUAUAUGUUAAAUGAAAUAUUGCAUUAUCUUA
This is a messenger RNA of Cornus florida, 1604 nucleotides long. RefSeq names its product F-box protein At4g00755. The coding region runs from base 222 to 1337 and encodes 371 amino acids. The record is from RefSeq and is a predicted model, not a curated record. The transcript has 7 exons. Lineage: Eukaryota; Viridiplantae; Streptophyta; Magnoliopsida; Cornales; Cornaceae. Gene Ontology annotation, molecular function: protein binding.